Klebsormidium nitens is the source of this 1682-nucleotide messenger RNA. Lineage: Eukaryota; Viridiplantae; Streptophyta; Klebsormidiophyceae; Klebsormidiales; Klebsormidiaceae. The record is from the annotation of a GenBank genome assembly.
AGAGAAGAGAACCCCGCCUCUAAACCAGUGAUAGCUUUCACGGGCGUCAGCCUGACAUGGAGGAAAACCUGACGGUGAAGAGCCAAAGCAGCUAGAGCCAAAACCAAAGCUUUGCCCUGUCCUUGUUUGGAGAAACGCCACAGCGCAUCUACUUAGGAGAAAAAUGGGGUCCACUGAUGUUGCAACGUUUUCCAACACACUAGCAAGCGCAAAGUUGUUUGGUCAGCAACUUCAUGUAUCACAACAGGCCGCCACAGACAAGCUGCGGCCGCACCGAGUUGUAAGGAGUGCAUGCAUCGCUAGAAGGACACAAUGUAGUUUGUGCAAAAGGGUUAUGCAAGCCGGUUCAGGCAGAGGCUUUGGCGGUGGCACCGGGUCUAGGAAACAUGCAAGAAGAAACACUGGAGAGCAUGGGGGCUGGCAAAAGGUGUUGGAGCCCUCAAGAAGGAGUUCUGCCCCUCGAAGCACUCUGCAAGACGCUGAACGAGAGACGGAUGUUGGGCGUGAGUCUGAAGACGUUGAGAAGAUUAAGAAGGGGCUGAUUGGCAGGUCGCAAGCACUGAAACUGGUGGACAAAUAUCUUGAGGGCGAUGACGAACGGAGUGCGGUAGCUGUCGCGAGAGCUCUAGUGGGCAUCGAGGGGGGUCUGCGUGCAUUUGGCACGGCCCAACAGGUUCCGCAACGCCAGUACACGCUACAGGACCUGCGGUUGAAUAAGAUUGAGCCCGUGCGGUUUCUGUCACCCACAGACAGCACGCUGAAUAAAGUCCGGACGUCUGCACAGGUUGCGCUUCUUUCUGGGAUUGGUUCGCUGUACUACUUUGGGCACUGGGACAUGACGCAGUUGUUGGGGCUGGUGGUCGGCCUGCUGUUCGUUGGAUCCGUUGAUCAGAUUGUGAAUGGUGGCGGCGGAGAGGGGCUGAUUCUUGACACCGCCGGCAACCUGCUGAGCUCCCGGUACAGGGACCGCGUGAGCCAGCACGAGGCGGGACAUUUUUUGGUGUCAUACCUUCUGGGCGUGCUUCCCCGCGCCUACACUCUGUCUAGUCUGAAUGCGUUGACGAAAUAUGGGGCGCUGAACCUGCAAGCGGGGACUCGUUUCGUGGACUACGACUUUCAAGAGGAGGUCAAGACUGGGAAGCUGCAAAGCAAGACGGUAGAUUCUUUCACAUGCAUUGCGCUGGCGGGUGUUGCGACGGAGUACUUGAGGUUCGACCUUGCCGAAGGGGGCCUUAACGAUAUUAACCAGCUCGAUUCUUUGCUUCGAUCGCUAGGCUUUAGCCAGAAGAAGGCGGACUCGCAGAUCCGUUGGGCGGUGCUGAACACUGUCACGCUGUUGCGGCGCCACGAAAAGGCGCACAGGGCGCUAGUCGGCGCCAUGAUUGCUGGGAAGUCAGUGGGGGAGUGCAUCGGAGUGAUUGAAGGCGAGUUGAAGAAUGUUACUGAUAUCUGAUUAUGGUCGGAGGAGUUUGCGGAAGCUUGUUUUCUUGUCCUUGAUUGAUGCGUUGACUGUAUGAAAUGUAUUUUAGGUUCGACAAGGAUCACUUGAUGUAUCAUGUUCGUGUGAUUGGGAAACGAGUUAAAACUUGCUCACCAAGUAGGGAACUCAACCGGUAUCUGACUGCAAGCUUGAUUCACCGUCCAACUAGUGAGAAAAACUAGUUGUGCACAAUCGUGCCCAG